Betta splendens (Siamese fighting fish) is the source of this 3421-nucleotide messenger RNA. RefSeq names its product tyrosine-protein kinase Mer. Gene Ontology annotation, molecular function: transmembrane-ephrin receptor activity; protein binding; ATP binding. Gene Ontology annotation, biological process: protein phosphorylation; axon guidance; cell surface receptor protein tyrosine kinase signaling pathway. The coding region runs from base 110 to 2791 and encodes 893 amino acids. NCBI's taxonomy places the organism in Eukaryota, Metazoa, Chordata, Actinopteri, Anabantiformes, Osphronemidae. The transcript has 15 exons. The record is from RefSeq and is a predicted model, not a curated record. Gene Ontology annotation, cellular component: plasma membrane; neuron projection.
AAGCCACAGCAUAAGUCAACGUAAACACCAGCAUCACCCAGAGGAGGAGCUGGGUGACGGGCUGGAACGCUCAGUGGAUUAUCAUAAAGAACUGGAACUAGCUGAAAACAUGGCUGUUCGUAAGAAGUGCCCCUGGUCUGCCAGGGUCGCGGUAACCUUACUGUGGAUAUGGACGCUGGAAUGUGGCUGUGACACACAAACAGAGGAAGUGGAGCUUUUCCAUUCACAGAAACAGGCCAUACAGGGAUGGAAGUCUGACCCGUCCACAGAGUGGAACACAGUUAAGCUGAAUCUGGGUACAGGCAGUUCAGUCCCUGUACUUCAAGCCUGUAAAUCAAGAAGACGCAGGAGGUUUUUAAGCCCGUGGAUGGAGCGUCAAGGAGCCCGCCAUGUGCUGAUGGACAUCGUGUUUGCCCUGGAAGAGGAACUCUCGGGUCAGAGCAGCCCACUGCAAGUUGACCUCGUGGAGUCCGACACACCCCUCACAAGGUUCCAGAGUAGCGUCGCAGACGUAGAGCUCCGGACCACCAGCCCGUUCCCCGCUGACCUGAGCCACCUCUCCAGAUACCUGCAGCGCCGGGCUCUGGACCUGGGCUCAGUGAGCCACAGAGGCUUCCACAUCGCGUUCUCCUACGCAGGAACAUGCGCCGUGAUCACCUCUGUCAGGCUCUACUACAGGAGGUGCUCAGAGACGGUGGCGAACCUGGCCCUGUUUGUAGGCACAGGAGCCGGGUCCGGGCCUCAGGCCGGUUCCUGUGUGAAGGGAGCGGUGGAGGUGUCCCCGCCUGUUAGAGAGUGUGGUUUAGACGGCACAUGGGGUCCACUGCAGGGGGCGUGCACCUGCGAGACCGGCCAUGAGGUGGUGAACGACAGCUGCCGAGCAUGCAGGAUGAGCUUCUACAAACCAGCCAAUGACAGUGAAGGAUGUCGACCCUGCCCAGCAAAUUCCAGGACGCACAGGGAGGGGUCGGAGCGUUGUGACUGUCUGCAGGGCUUCAGCCGCCUGCCGACGGACCCCCGCGAGCUCGGCUGCACCAAGCCGCCCUCUGCCCCCGUGAAUCUGACUGCUCACCACUAUAAUGACUCAGAGCUGAAGGUGACGUGGGACCCUCCUCAUGACUGGGGGGGCAGAAAGGAAAUAAUGUAUGACGUCGAGUGUGAGAGAAAAGCAGAAGCUGGACAUCACUGGGAGUCUUGUGGGGAGGAUGUGAUGUUCCUUCCAAACUCAUCGGGUCUGACGAACACAUCAGUCACCGUAUUGGGACUGAAGCCACAGUGGGACUACAGGCUGUCACUGCAAGCCUGGAAUGAUGUAUCCAGCCUGCUGAGGAUGCUGCCUCCAUCCACCGCCACUGUCACUAUUCAGAGAUGGAAAAUUGCUCCUGAGGUGGUCACUGUGACCCCAGACGUGAACGUGUCAGAGCAUGACACUGCUUCGAUGAAGCCAGUGUCUCACCAGCAGAGUCGCUUCUCCGCGUGGCUCAUAGUGGGGGUUCUGUUUGGGAUCCUGCUGCUCGUGGCUGUGAUUCCCAUCGCUCUGUGCACCCUGGGACGGAACUAUAAGGAACUCCGGUCUGACCAAACAACUGAGCUUUUGCCCAGGUACCCUGUGGUUUUCUACCGACGUCCUGAGGUGGUGGAGGUCGUACCCCAGCAGGAAAACACCGUGGAGGGAGCGGCCCAGUUGUUCGAGGAGAUCAGCCCUCAGCUGCUGGACAGUCUGAAGGAUGUGCUGGUAGAGAGAAACCAGUUGACCCUGGGCAAGGAGCUCGGCAAAGGCGAGUUUGGCUCUGUUUACGAGGGCGUGUUCACGCCAGUCGGAGGUAUGGACGUCAAAGUGGCGGUGAAGACAAUGAGGGUUGGAAUGAACUGCCGGAAAGACCUGCAAGAGUUUCUGAGAGAGGCGGAGAUGAUGAAGAACUUUGAUCAUGAAAACGUGGUCAGACUUCUUGGCGUCACGUUACAUAGAGAGCCGGACUCCCCUCUGCCCAUUCCUCUCGUCCUUCUUCCCUACAUGAAGCACGGAGACCUGCGGCGCUUCCUCAUCGCCACGCGCUACGGCGACAUUCCCAUGUUUGUGCCCCAUCAGAGCCUCCUCCGCUUCAUGAUCGACAUCGCUGCAGGCAUGGACUACCUGGGCUCCAAAGGGUUUCUGCACAGGGACCUGGCUGCACGCAACUGCAUGCUGGGUGAUGACCUCAGGGUGUCUGUGGCUGACUUUGGCCUGUCCAAGAAAAUCUACAGCAAUUGUUACCAACAGAAAGUAACGAUCCGCGUGCCAAUCAAGUGGAUGGCCAUCGAGAGCCUGUCCGAGUCUCUUUACACCACCAAGAGUGACGUGUGGGCAUUUGGGGUGACCAUGUGGGAAAUCGUGUCCCGGGGGAGGACUCCUUAUCCUGGAGUUCAUAAUCAUGAGCUGCUCGAUCUGCUGCUGUCAGGACAUCGGCUCAAACAACCCGAGGACUGUGACCACAGACUUUACCGAGUCAUGCACAGUUGCUGGGAUCAGGAGCCAAACAGGAGGCCCAGCUUCAGCGAAGUGGGCGAGACGCUGAAAGGUCUUCUGUCAGAGCUUCCGGCGCUGGAGGCCAGUCAGGAGGCCAACUACAUCAACCAGGGUCUGGAGAUUGCUGCUGCUGCAGCUGCAUCUCUAGGGACACAGACAGACGAUGAGGGGAGGCAUAGAAACGUGUACCUGCAAAACCCUGUCGGUGCUGCUGCUGCUGCUGCACUCAGAGAGGACUAUGAAAUUGAAGAUGGCUACCUUAAGUAUACUACUGACUUAGCAUGAGUCAAAUGACAAUGACUGAAAAAGUGAUCGAAUGUCCGACUGCUGUCUGCUGUAAGGUAGGCUUAUAAUGUGUGUGUGUGUGUGUGUGUGUGUGUGUGUGUGUGUGUGUGUGUGUGUGUGUGUGUGUGUGUGUGUGUGUGUGUGUGUGUGUGUGCCAUCUAUCAUCCAAUAAUAAUACUAAAUCUACUAUACUACUACUAGUAGUAUUCAGUCAAAAAUACACAAUGAUGAAGUAAAUAAAAAUAAGAACCCUGAAAUUUGGUAACAUUAUCAUCAGGCUUCUGGGUACGCCGGGUACUAGGUGCUCUACUGUGUUCCUAAAAAUAGUUUGAACAUGUGUAAAUAAAUAAGUCCUAAAUUCAUCACCAAGCCAGAGGUCAUGUGGACACACAGGUGCAGUGAUGAAUAAACUUUAUUUAGAAUGGUCAACAGGCUAUUAAUGCCAAGGUUAAUACAGUAUCUAGAUUUCUGUAUUACAUUCAAAUUGUAUUGUUAUUUUUUAUGUUUAUUUUGUAAUUUUUUUUCAUGAAACAAGAACGUAACUCAUGAAGAUUUUUCAUGUGUUGAUGUGGUGUUAUGUUUUAAGGGACAAUGAAGUAAUAUUUAAUAAAGAAAUCUAUUUUGCAAAUA